Rhopilema esculentum is the source of this 3750-nucleotide messenger RNA. The record is from RefSeq and is a predicted model, not a curated record. NCBI's taxonomy places the organism in Eukaryota, Metazoa, Cnidaria, Scyphozoa, Rhizostomeae, Rhizostomatidae.
AUGUCGCACGCUGUUUCACUACAACCUGUUCCCGAAUUUAAUCCCGAUAGCGGAGAGGUUGGCGCAAGUAUCGCGAUUUCGUGGAAAAAAUGGAUUUCUGAUUUUGAAAUGUUUACUGUUGCUGCAGGCAUCGCCGAUAACACUCGUAAACGAGCGCUGUUGUUAUACCAAGCUGGCCCCCGAGUAAGAGAGAUUUUUGAUCAGCUCGAAAACACCGGUGAAGCAAGUGCCUACGAUACAGCCAAAGAUAAACUUACAGCCUAUUUUGAACCGCAGAAAAAUCGCCGAUAUGACGUGUACUGUUUUCGAAAGGCACAUCAAGAGCCUACUGAAACAUUGGACCAAUAUCACACUAGGUUGCGAACACUGGCUUUACCUUGUGAGUUUGGUGACAAUCUAAAAUUUGAGCUGGAACAGCAAAUUAUCAUUGGGGGAACUUCCUCUCGCCUUAGGAAGCAGGCCCUGCGAGACCCCACAUACGACUUGAAAGCCAUGCUGAUCGAUGGGAGAAGGGAUGAAAUAAGUCGAUUUCAGUCGAAAGAAAUUGAAUCUCAGAAAAUCGAGCCUCUUUCAGCCGAAACAAAGCAAGUUGUGGCAAAAACGACCCACAAAUGUCGAAACUGUGGACGGGCAUCUCACCCCCAAGACACUGUUUGCCCCGCAAAAGGGAAGGCAUGCCGAAAAUGUGGAAAACCAAACCACUUUGCUAUAGUGUGUCGUUCUAGUGCAAAAAGCCAGCAAAAUUCCUCGACAAGACACAGACAAAGAAAGGGAAACAAAACUGUGCACCCACUUAAUCAUUCUGAGUCUGAGUCGGAUGAUGGAUACUUGUAUGCCGUAAACAAAAGAAGCAAGGCUAGGCCCUACGCAAGAGCAACAGUCCUUGGAUAUACCUUUGACGCCAUGAUCGAUACCGGAGCGUCCAUUAACGUCAUAGACAAGGCUACAUUUGCAAAAUUACCAGAAAUCAAGCUGGAAAAUACGAAAACCCGUGCCUUUGCUUAUAAUACUGAACAACCCGUUAAAUUUAUAGGCAAAUUCAAUGCGGUAGUGGAAACAAAGAAGCGGUAUGCAGUCGCGACGUUCUACGUUGUCAAUAACAACAAGUCGGGUAAUCUCAUUAGUGGAGAUACAGCACAAGAAUUAGGUCUUGUUACGCUCCAUUUAAAUAAAGUGUCAACAAAUAAAACGCCUUCAUCACCCGUGACUGAUGAUGGAAAGCUGAAUAAACUUCUUGCAAAGCAUUCUUCUGUGUUCGAAGGAUUAGGAAAAUUGAAAGGCGCCAUUGUAAAGCUGAACAUUGAUGAAAACGUUGUUCCAGUUGCGGAGCCGCAGAGGCGCAUUCCGUUCCAUAUUCGUGAAAAAGUCAAGCGUGCCAUUGGAAAGCUGGAGAAGGAUGACAUAAUCGAAAGGGUUCCAGAAACCCAACCUACGCCAUGGAUUAGCCCGAUAGUUGCAGUACCAAAGAAAGGUGAUGACGUACGCAUAUGUGUAGAUAUGAGAAAGCCAAAUCAAGCAAUCAAGAGAACCAGGCAUCUCAUUCCUACAGUCGAUGAUAUUAAUCUGAAGUUAACUGGAGCAACAGUGUUUUCAAAACUGGACAUGUCUCAGGCAUAUCAUCAGCUCCAAUUGCACGAAAGCAGUCGCUACAUUACAACAUUUAGCACACAUGUAGGCCUGUUUCGUUACAAAAGACUAAACUAUGGAACAAACGCAGCUGCAGAGAUUUUCCAAAAUGCCUUGCAAACGGCCUUACAAGGAAUUAAAGGAGUUUGCAAUAUAGCAGAUGACAUUAUUGUCUUUGGAGUAGACCGUCAAGAUCAUGAUAGAGCACUUAAUGACUGCCUGCAGAAACUAUCAGAUAAAGGUCUCACUCUGAAUGCAACUAAAUGCAAGUUUUUAUCGAAAUCAUUGUCCUUCUUUGGACAGAUUUUUUCAGCUGUUGGUACAAGACCAGAUCCAAAGCAUAUUCAAGACUUGCAAGAUGUACAAGUACCAACCAACGUGCAUGAAGUGCGAAGUUUUCUAGGAAUGGCGAACUACAAUUGUAAAUAUAUUCAAGACUACGCAACUACCAGUGCUCCACUUAGAGAACUAACAAAGAAAAAUUCACAUUUUCAGUGGAAAGCUGAACACCAAAAGGCGUUUGAAAAGUUAAAGAAUGCUCUGACAUCAGUUCCAGUAAUGGCCUAUUUCGAUACCACAAAGGACACUAUAAUUACUGUAGAUGCCAGUCCUGUUGGCAUAUCAGCUAUUCUUGCUCAGAAAGAUUCAGCAAGUGAUGAUUGUCGUAUUGUUGCAUAUGCAAGCCGAGCAUUAUCUUCUGUGGAAAAAAGAUAUUCACAAACUGAGAAAGAGGCAUUGAGCAUCGUCUGGGCGGUAGAGCAUUUUCAUUUGUUUAUUUAUGGAAAGCCAUUUCAUCUGAUCACAGAUCACAAACCAUUAGAAAUCAUAUAUGGCAGCCCUAAAUCAAAGCCAUCUGCUCGCAUUGAACGAUGGGUCUUGCGCCUUCAGCCUUACAGAUUUACAGUGCAGUAUAAGCCAGGUGUAGACAAUCCUGCAGACUACCUUUCCCGCCAUCCAACAAAAGAAAGUACAUACAAACAAGAGAAGAUGACGGAACCCUACAUCGCCAUGUUGACCAAUGCAGCAGUUCCGAAAACGAUGACAAUUACAGAGAUAAAAAGCGCUACUGACAGUGAUAGGACUCUGCAAGCUCUACGUGCUGCUAUCAGACUAAACCGAUGGGACUGUGAUGCAAUCAAGUCAUUUAAAGCGAUAAAAGAUGAGCUCACCAUCGGAGCUUAUAACAUAGUUUUGCGUGGAACCAGAAUUGUCAUUCCAGAAUCACUUCAAAAGAAAGCAAUAGACCUUGCACAUACCACUCAUCAAGGCCUAUCCAAGACCAAAUCAUUUCUCCGAGAAAAAGUUUGGUUUCCAGAUAUUGAUAAGCUGGUAAAAGAAACAAUCGAUCAUUGUGUACCUUGUCAAGCUACUGGAAGACCAAACCCACCAGAGCCUUUACAGAUGACUGAAAUGCCGCAAGGACCAUGGCAGAAACUUCAUGUAGAUUUCUACGGACCAUUGCCAUCUGGAGAGUAUUUGCUUGUUGUUGUAGACAGAUACUCGCGAUAUCCUGAAGUAGAAAUUGUGCGAUCCACAAAAGCUUCAACCGUUAUACCAAAGCUGGACAAGAUCUUCGCUACUCAUGGUAUACCAGAAACACUCACAUCUGACAACGGCCCACCCUUUAAUGGUGAAGAGUACCAGCGAUACCUCACUGCCCUUGGCAUAAACAAAAAUCAUUCUACUCCGAAAUGGCCUCAGGGGAAUGCGGAGGUGGAAAGAUUUAAUCAGCCACUUGGAAAAGCAUUGAAAGCUGCUACAAUUGAAGGAAAGGUGUGGCAGCAAGAAAUAAAUCGUUUUUUGUUGCAAUACCGCACCACACCACACAGUACAACAAAGGUACCUCCUGCAGAGCUGCUGUACAACAGAACAGUUCAAGGAAUAUUACCUUCGCUGAAAAAACACAACGUUAUUAAUAGACACAAAGAAGCAAAGAAGAAUGAACUUUCAAGUCAAGCAUACAACAAACUUUACGCAGACAAAAAGCGAAGAGUAAAACCAAGCGACUUGAAAAUUGGAGACCAUGUACUUGUGAAACAAGACCGACGCAAUAAACUGACACCAACAUACAAUGAGACUCCAUACGUUGUAAACUGCCAGAACAAAUUCACGUUUAACAGCUAA